ACCUGUACAAUCCUGAUAAAUAAGAGAUACCUUAUCUACAUAUAUAAAGGUUUUUUUCUUCAAAAAUAAAUAACGAUUGAGUUGAACUUUCACCUGAUUUCCAAACUUUGGACUAGAUUUCUGGCCUGCUGUACAUUUUAUCACCAGAGAUUAUAUAGUGGCGACAUGGCUGCACAAUAUUAGCUCUCGAGGACACGCCUAUACAACCUAUAGGUAUAAACAACAUAGAACACGGUAACAACCAUUCAGCCUAGAAAACUUAGACAUUUCAAAAUGGACAGUGAUUACCCUGCAGUCAAAAUGAAGAACAAAGUUGAGGAUAUUGAACUAGACAGUACUGGACCAGAUCAUCAGGGAGGUAUCGCAUCAGCACCAAGUCAACAAGGCAACAAUUCCGGUAAUAUAUCACCUGUCGAUGGGGACAACACCAGAAGUGACGACGAGGUCACUACCCUGAACAAGUCUAGUAAGGACAACAAGGCAAUUGAGCGGGGGAAAUCUCCCGGGAGUUGGUCGAACAAGGCAUUAAAGACCUCAGAGAAACGAAAGGCAGCACAUGAUGCCGAUAUUAUUGAGGAGCUCACUAAAAUAGGGCACUGUGCAAAACUGAGACAUAAUUUCUGCUUCAAAACGUUUGUAUUUGCUGUUGUUAUGGCCCUGAAUGGAGUGGACAUGAUAGCGGAUUGGUUACUGUUCCGAGAUGUGUUUGAGACACAGGAAGGUCUGGUGUACGGGCCUCCUGAUAAGGCCAUUACCUAUUCCUUACUGGCUUUCUCCAUCCUUGGAACACUGACAUUUCUGUUUGAGGUAGUUAAUUUAUGGUGGGAGAUUUACCGUGAGAAUCCCUGGAUAAAUGCCGACCUCGCAUCUGCAGUGACCAUCUGGAUUGAAGACAUUCCACAGAUUAUAAUCAACCUCUUCAUUGCAUUGUGUCGUGAGGAGGCCAUCAGUUAUUUCCAGUUGGUGAAGGCAUCUGUUAUUAUUGUAAGUGUCAUCAUCAGGAUCGUCGUCUCUCUCAUUCGUUACUGUAAUAAGAAAAACCUUGCCGAGCUACACGACCACACCAAGACGUCUUGUCGUCAUGUGACAUAUCGCUUCUUAAUAAUGAUUGGGCUGAUGGGUAUAUUUGCCUGCUCUAUAGCUGUUUUCUUCCUUACACAGUUUGAGAGAACUAUAGACGGGAAAAUAAAAUUCAAUCUGCCAAAGACUGCAUUUGAAGGGCAGUACGAUGAGGAGCGUUACUUCCAGAAUGUCAGUAUGUACCUACAUCACCCUCUUAUUGACUUUGAUAAUGGUAGCCAUGACAACAAUGAUGUUAACUGGAUCCGACUCAUCAGUCUGUAUGAUGUGAGAGAGAAAAACACAGAGGUGUUCAAGCUUGUAUAUGACCAGACUAAAACAAAAAUAGUGAUAUGGCAGACAGACUCCUCUGGAACACUAACCAUCAGUGACUGCUACACACUUGACAGAGCGGCAAAGACAGUAACACAGGCCACUUCCUGUGCAUCACACAUUACUGGACCAAAAUCAGCUUUCAUUUUCAAAUUUGAAUUUGUCAAAAAGAAAAUUCCUAAUUUGAUAUUUGGAGAUGUAAGAUUCAACCUCAUUGUUAACGAAAAUGGUAACUGUCAUGGUCCUUCUACUUCCUUAGUAACAAAACUGAGUGAUCGUAGAGACAAAUCAACCAAUCAAAUACACCCUGUCAUACACUAUUACCGGACAAACAAUGUAAAUGAGGACCACCAUUUACUUUGGACAAGCAGAGCUAAUAGUGCUAGGUUUUACAGAAACCAGGCAGACUUGAUAGACAUUGCCACAGUGUGGAAGACAGGGUUUGCCACCUGUGAUAGUACGGGCAGUCUGGCCCCACAUAUCUACACCGGGGUCAGGGUUGACUGUCACAUCUAACAUGAUAUGGACACCCUGUCUGGCCCCAAACAUGUACAUAGGGAUCAGACUUGACUGUCACACCUAACACGAUAGUACAGACUGUCUAGCCCCAAACAUGUACAAGGGGAUCAGUGUUUACUGUCACACAUAAUAUGAUACAUUAUUGUAGUAGACUGUCUGGCCCCAAACAUGUACACGGGGAUCAGUGUUUACUGUCACCCAUAAUAUGAUACAUUAUUGUAGUAGACUACAGCCUUUAUUUACAUCUCAAUUUAAGGACAUCCAGUCCUAUAUGAUCAUACUAACCAACACACUGACAUUGUAAACCCAGUUUCAGUUGAUAUUGGCAAUGUUCAGGAUCAUCAAUUAUUUGUUGUAUAGUAUCCAAUCAUCUAUAAAACAAAAAACUUGCACAUAUCUAUUGACUACAACUUUUGUUUUUAAUAAUAUAAAUAUUAAGAAUAUUUUUUUAAAGUUUGGAACAGUUUGCAUAAAAUCCAAUAUUUCCAAACUGGCAUUAAUAAAACAUUAAA
Molecule: messenger RNA, 2423 nt
Organism: Mizuhopecten yessoensis (Yesso scallop)
Lineage: Eukaryota; Metazoa; Mollusca; Bivalvia; Pectinida; Pectinidae
Exons: 2
Coding region: 274-1908 (544 amino acids)
Source: RefSeq, a predicted model, not a curated record